ACUACAGUUGUGUACGCUCAGUGCUAUCUAAAAACUACAACUUUCUUUUUAAUUUCCAAAAGGAACUGUCUAAAUAGCAAUUUAAAAUGGCUGACAAGAACAAUCUAUUGCUGCUCUUCGAUCGUCCCACCGAACCCAUUUUUAUGGAGAAGGGAAAAGCGGCAGUGUUCGAUGUGCCCGAUAAGUUCCUUACGGAUCGUUAUCGUCCCAUCAGCACUGAGGUGCAGAGUCGUUUCGGUGAAAAGGCCGAGCAACGCAUUCCGGUUAGAGAAAUUUCCAUACCGGAUCUACGCGUACCCAUGUCACUGGCACGUGAUGCGCAAUUUUCACUCUUUAUUCCGGCUCACCGUCGCAUUGCGGGUCGUUUGAUUGACAUAUUCAUGGGUGUGCGUUCUAUAGACGAUCUGCAGAGUGUAGCUGUGUUUGCACGUGACCGUGUGAAUCCAUAUUUGUUCAAUUAUGCACUAUCUGUGGCGCUGCUACAUCGUCCAGACACCAAAGGACUGGAUCUGCCGUCUUUCGCGCAAAACUUUCCCGAUAAAUUUGUCGACUCCCGUGUAUUCCGUCAAGUGCGCGAAGAGGCCACUGUGGUGCCUGAUGGUUCACGUAUGCCAAUCACCAUACCACGCGAUUACACCGCCUCUGAUUUGGAACCAGAGCAUCGGCUGUGGUAUUUCCGCGAGGAUCUCGGCAUCAAUCUUCAUCAUUGGCAUUGGCAUUUGGUAUACCCGUUUGAGGCUGGUGAUCGUGCUGUUGUGAAUAAGGAUCGUCGUGGUGAACUCUUCUACUACAUGCAUCAACAAGUGGUUGCCCGUUACAAUUUGGAGCGCUUCAGUAAUAAUCUGGCACGCGUUGUACGCUUCAACAACUUGCGUGAACCCAUUGCUGAAGGCUACUUCCCUAAAAUGGAUUCGUUAGUAUCGAGCCGCGCUUGGCCACCACGUUUUGAGGAUACGAAAUUGUCGGAUCUCAACCGAGAGUUGGAUCAAAUUAAUUUGGAUGUAAGUGAUAUGGAGCGCUGGAGGGAUCGCAUCUUCGAAGCGAUAUCUCAAGGAUUUGCCACAGAUGAAAGCGGUAACCGUGUACCAUUAGAUAAUGCUGGCGGUAUCGAUAUUUUGGGUAACAUUAUGGAGUCGUCGAUUAUUUCACCAAAUCGUAGCUUGUAUGGUGACUUCCAUAACAUGGGUCAUGUGUUCAUUUCCUAUUCGCACGAUCCCGAUCAUCGUCAUUUGGAAUCCUUUGGCGUUAUGGGUGAUUCAGCCACUGCUAUGCGUGAUCCAGUCUUCUACAGAUGGCAUGCAUACAUCGAUGAUAUCUUCCAGGAACAUAAGAUCCGUUUACCCCCAUAUACACUACCAGAACUCGACUAUGAUGGUGUUACUGUAACUGGUAUACAAGUAAGUCCCGAAGGUGGACAAGCAAAUGUGCUGCAAACCUUCUGGCAGCAAUCCGAUGUUGACCUCUCGCGCGGCAUGGACUUUGUGCCACGCGGCAAUGUAUUCGCACGUUUUACGCAUCUCCAACACACGCCUUUCACAUACACCAUUAAUGUGAACAAUGAUAGCGGUGCUCAACGUUUCGGUACAGUGCGUAUCUUCCUGGGUCCCAAGACAGAUGAACGUAGACAAGGCAUGCUCUUCAAGGAUCAACGUUUGCUUAUGAUUGAAUUGGAUAAAUUCAUUGUGGCAUUGAACCCUGGUCAAAAUACUAUACGUCGCCGCUCCACCGAGUCCAGUGUCACCAUACCCUUCGAACGCACUUUCCGUAAUUUGGAUCAAAAUCGGCCAGCCGCCGGUAGUGCCGAUGAGCUCGAAUUCAACUUCUGCGGCUGCGGUUGGCCCAAUCACAUGCUCAUUCCAAAAGGUUUGCCCGAAGGUUUGGAGUGUGAGCUGUUUGUUAUGGUAUCCAACUACGACCAAGACAGGGUCGAACAAGAAUUGGUGGGCACUUGCAGUGAUGCCGCUUCAUACUGUGGCGUACGCGAUCGUUUAUACCCUGAUCGUCGACCCAUGGGAUAUCCAUUCGAUCGCCUCUCUCGUGCUGGUGCUGACCGUCUCGUAAACUUCCUCACUCCAAACAUGAGCAUCGUAGAUGUGGUUGUACGUCACGACAACCGCGUUGUCCCACGUGCUGCUUAAACCAUUUUCAAGAACGAUGAUGACAUUUUUGGUACCCUGUGAAUUAUGACAAUAUUACAACAAUUUUUAAAACAAAUUACUUCCUAAAAAUUACAACACAUCUGUAGAGAAAAUAAAAUGACGUUUUGUAUAGCCAAA
Molecule: messenger RNA, 2276 nt
Organism: Bactrocera neohumeralis
Lineage: Eukaryota; Metazoa; Arthropoda; Insecta; Diptera; Tephritidae
Product: phenoloxidase 2-like
Exons: 4
Coding region: 87-2138 (683 amino acids)
Molecular function (GO): oxidoreductase activity
Source: RefSeq, a predicted model, not a curated record